CCACCCCCCGUCACUGUGAACUCACUCACCUCACCGUCAAAUGUCAUCGCCUCGAUUGCCUCUUCUUCCUGUUGGAGCUGUGCGAGUUCUGAAGUGAAGCCUAGCCCGAAGUGUUGGGUUCUUCAAGUGUCAUAUCCUCCCCCGCUGCUCUUGCCGUCGUCUCUUUGUUUCCUCUUCCUCGUUUUCUUCUCUCCAAGCGGUGUCGAGUCCGUCUGUGUGUGCUUGGUGUCUGUUCCGUGUUCUUCCCUCUUGCAAGUCGGCAUCACCACCAGCGAUAGCACGCCCACCUUCCACCUUCACCCUCACUUCACCCUCAUCCAUACUCUUACACUUUCACCUUCACUCUUACUCUCACUCUUACUCUUACUUUUACUCUCACUCUCACUCUCACUCUCACUCUCUCGUCAGGAUCAAAACAUCUGCAUCCUUCGUCCUCUUCCCGAUUUCUUCUCUCCUCCAUCCUCCUCCCCAUCUUCCAUCUUCCACCUCCCAUCCUCGCCCAUCCCACCAUCCCACCCCCCGCCGCCCCCCCCCUGUUCCCUGCGACCGCCGCUAGUCCCAACUCUACCACCAGUUCCCCCUCGGGCCGCCAGAGAAUAACACGAGUCAUCAUGGAGCAGCAACAGCAGCAACAGCAGCAGCAGCAGCUGCAGCACCACCACCACCCCCACGACCAACAGGAUCAAAAAGAACGGCCGGCCGAGCUGAGCCGCGGGGUUUCUUCUACGGCUUCUUCUCCCACAACGUCAACGAUCCCCAAGCAUCUCAGCCAUACCGCCGUCAAUCCCGCGCCCAUCAACCCCGCGAACCCCGUGCUUAGAAGCAUCGCCCUCUCGGACGCCGUCACGCCGGGAAUCCACCAACACACGUACGUCUCGGGUGACAGUUCGCGGGCGCAGUCGCCCAGCUAUUUCCCGCGAAGCGACGCCGCCGCCGAAGGGCCGAGCUACUUUUCCCUUUCCGACCGCCGACGAGAUCCCCCAUCUCAAUCUCAAUCUGAAUCUCAACCUCAACCUCCCCAUUCUCUUCCUCUGUCUUCUCAGCAACAACAACAGCAACACCGAUACCCACAACCGCCAAACUCCAUCGACAUCAAUUCUUCCUCCUCCAAGCACCUCCCGCAGUCCCCCGGCCCCCUCACCGGCCGCGACAUCCUUAAGCGCAUGACGCUCGCAGCCAUGGGUCGCCGCGAGUCCCUGUCGCACAUCCGCGCCGCCAACCCGGAUCUGCAGCUGAGCGGUAACAUCAUCUCGGCCACCUUCAACAUCCCGCACUCGCUCAAGUAUCGCAAGGGAUCCGACUGGGAAUUGAAACCCCGUCGCGGCCAGUCGGCCCUCUUCGACUCCUUCGCCUACCUCUCGUCGGACGAAACGCCGUGGAACCACACCGUCGUCGCCUGGACCGGCGAGAUCGAUACCCCCAAAGACGUCCUCUCGCCCCCCGACACGCCGCCCGCGACCACCGUCCACUUCUCCUCCCUCAACACCCUCUCGGCCCCGAUCCCCAUUGACGGCGAUGCGCGUCUGCCCACGCCGCCCCCGAGCGAGGGUCUCUGGCUGCCCCGCGAAGACCAGGCCCGCCUCGAGGCCCAGCUGGCCCACAGCAAGACCAUCAAGACGGUGCCCGUCUGGCUCUGCGACGACAACGAACAGCAGGAGGAGGGCAUCCUGCUCAAGGACCAGAGCCGGUGGCGCCGCUACGCCGAGCACGACCUCUACACCCUCUUCCACUACAAGCAGCACGAGCCGACCGACGGCCGCAAGGAGCGUCUGCAGUGGGCCGACUACUACCGCAUGAACCAAAAGUUCGCCAACCGCAUCAUCGAGCUCUACAAGCCCGGCGACAUCGUCGUCGUCCACGACUACUACCUCAUGCUGCUGCCCAGCAUGCUGCGCCAGCGCGUCCCCAACAUGAACAUCUCCUUCUUCCUGCACUCGCCCUUCCCGAGUUCCGAGUUCCUGCGCUGCCUGCCUCGCCGCAAGGAGGUGCUCGAGGGCGUCCUGGGCUCCAACCUCGUCGGCUUCCAGUCCUACAGCUACUCGCGCCACUUCUCCAGCUGCUGCACCCGCGUCCUCGGCUUCCCCUCGGACAGCGGCGGCGUCGACGCCUACGGCGCCCGCGUCCAGGUUGGCGUCUUCCCCAUCGGCAUCAACGCCGACAAGUGCGAGAUGUACGCCUGGACCGACGCCGUCACGGAAAAGUACGACGCCCUCAAGAAGCUCUACGCCGGCAAGAAGAUCAUUGUCGGCCGCGACCGCCUCGACUCGGUCCGCGGUGUCGCCCAGAAGCUGCAGGCCUUUGAGCGCUUCCUCGAAAUGUACCCCGACUGGCGCGAGAAGGUGGUGCUGAUCCAGGUCACGUCGCCCACGAGCAUCGAGGAGGAGAAGGACGACGACCCCGAGAGCCGCAUCGCCACGCGCGUCAACGAGCUCGUCAUGCGCAUCAACGGCAUGUACGGCAGCCUCGGCUUCUCCCCCGUCCAGCACUACCCCCAGUACCUCAGCCAGGACGAGUACUUUGCCCUGCUGCGCGCCGCCGACAUUGGCCUCAUCACCUCGGUCCGCGACGGCAUGAACACGACGAGCAUGGAGUACGUCAUCUGCCAGCGCGAGGGCCACGGGCCCCUCAUCCUGUCCGAGUUCAGCGGCACCGCCGGCUCCCUCAAGGACGCCAUCCACAUCAACCCCUGGGACCUCUCGGGCGUCGCCGUCGAGAUCAACAACGCCCUCACCAUGUCCCCCGAGAAGCGCAUGGCCAUGCAGACGAGCCUCUACAACCACGUCACCACGCGCAACGUCCAGAGCUGGAUCGACCACUUUGUCCGCAAGCACGUCCACGUCCUCGGCACCCAGAAGAACGCCCACGCCACGCCCCUUUUGGACCGCGCCCUCAUGCUCAAGACGUACCGCGACGCCGGCAAGCGCCUCUUCAUGUUCGACUACGACGGCACCCUCACCCCCAUUGUCCGCGAGCCCAGCGCCGCCGUGCCCUCGGAGCGCGUCCUGCAGACGCUCAAGGCCCUCGCCAGCGACGAGAGGAACGCCGUCUGGAUCAUCUCGGGCCGCGACCAGGAGUUCCUGCAGCAGCACCUCGGCCACAUCCCCGGCAUCGGCUUCAGCGCCGAGCACGGCAGCUUCAUGAAGAACCCGGGCUCCGACGAAUGGGUCAACCUUGCCGACGAGUUCGACAUGGGCUGGCAGGCCGAGGUCAUGACCGUCUUCCAGUCCUUUACGGACCGCGUCCCGGGCUCUUUUGUUGAGCGCAAGCGAUGCGCCCUGACGUGGCACUACCGACUGGCCGAUCCCGAGCAGGGCAUGCACAUGGCGCGCGAGUGCCACAAGGAGCUCCAGGCCACCGUGGCCCAGAAAUGGGAUGUCGAGGUCAUGGAGGGCAAGGCCAACCUCGAGGUCAGGCCGACCUUCAUCAACAAGGGCGAGAUCGCCAAGCGGCUUGUCCACACGUACAACUCGGCGCCCGCGUCGGAGAAGCACCCCGGCCGCGUCGAGUUUGUGCUCUGCCUGGGCGACGACUUCACCGACGAGGACAUGUUCCGCGCCCUCAACGGCCUGUCGGGCAACGAGGUGGACAACGAGCACAUUUUCACCGUCACGGUCGGUGCGAGCACCAAGGUCACGCUGGCCAGGUGGCACUUGCUGGAGCCCGAGGACGUUGUCGAAUGCGUCGCGCUGCUCGUCGGUGUCGGUCUCGGCGGCGAGAGCUCUGAGCAUUUUGGCCAGGUCAACCUCGCCGCUCUGAGCACGGUCGAGGGACACAUCCCCGACUCGGAGAAGUGAAGUGACUCGGAGCAGACGAGAGCAGAUCUAAGCAAGUUGUGAUGGAGAGGGGGAUAGGGAAAUCACACAGCCGGGAGUAUGGGCAGAAAGGGCAUUUGUUUUUGUUUUUUUCUUUUUCUUUUUCUUGUUUUGUGAACUCUGUUACUCAAGCCGUCUGUUUUUUCCCCCUUCGAGUGUUCCACGGGUUUGACAGUCCGUCGUCGAGCAAAGGGCAGUUGACACACACGAGGCAUGAUGCAUAGCGGGAUGGCCCGAAGACAUAUAUUGGCCUAGAUGCAUAUAGACUACUACUUAUUACUCUUAUUUCCACUACAACAUAUGGCCAC
Messenger RNA from Colletotrichum destructivum, 4120 nucleotides. Its product is annotated as Putative glycosyl transferase, family 20, HAD-superfamily hydrolase, subfamily IIB, HAD superfamily. The record is from RefSeq and is a predicted model, not a curated record. The transcript is spliced from 3 exons. Gene Ontology annotation, molecular function: trehalose-phosphatase activity. Lineage: Eukaryota; Fungi; Ascomycota; Sordariomycetes; Glomerellales; Glomerellaceae. Gene Ontology annotation, biological process: trehalose biosynthetic process; cellular response to heat; fungal-type cell wall organization. Gene Ontology annotation, cellular component: alpha,alpha-trehalose-phosphate synthase complex (UDP-forming); cytosol. Bases 612 to 3794 code for a protein of 1060 amino acids.